Anopheles coustani is the source of this 4167-nucleotide messenger RNA. RefSeq lists its product as uncharacterized. Lineage: Eukaryota; Metazoa; Arthropoda; Insecta; Diptera; Culicidae. The record is from RefSeq and is a predicted model, not a curated record. The coding region runs from base 1 to 4167 and encodes 1388 amino acids. The transcript has a single exon. Gene Ontology annotation, molecular function: protein binding.
AUGAGUACGCCGAAAAUUCGCGGCAAGUCUGCAAUCCACAUCAACGACAGUAUCAUUGGCACUGGCGCCGGGACGGGUGGUGGUGUUGCUGGUGGCGGUGGAUGUGUUGCAGGGACAGCCCAACACAAUGCCUUGCUGAAGAUCGAAUCCGUAGUGCCAAAGCUUACCAGCCGGGGCACGAACGCGGUCGUGCUGGCCGCGGGUCACUCGAGCCGGUUGCGUACCUUCCAUCGUUCCCACAGCACGCUCAGCUCGUCGUACCUGAAGAAGGUCAGUGCGGCCGCGGCAAUUUCCGACCACCAUCGGCAGCAGCGAAUCUUUGCCCCGCGUCCUGAGGCCAUCGCCGAACGAGUCCUUCCCACUGCCGGGUGCUACGAACCGUCCCCCGUUGAUGCGGCGACACAACACACCGAAACGCCACCGCUGGUCGACAGUACUCUGAUCGUCCAGAAUGGCGUCUCUAGUAUUCGGCGUUCGCAGAAAGACCGAGAGAAGCACCCGGAUCGUGUCAACUUGGACCGGAAGGGACUCAGUUCGAUACCGAUCAUCGAGGAGGAACCGAACCUUCGAUUGCUUUCGCUCCAGCACAACCUGAUCAACUCCUUCCACAUCCCUCCGGACGCCGAUCCGAACAACAACCUUCAACCCACUGCGCCAAAUCACGCAGGCUCCCCUACGGGAUCUCACUGUGUGGUGAACGGUGGUGAGUUAAGGCCCUCCGCGGCGGUCUACAAUGGUAGCAGUCCACCGACUCCUACCAAACCGUCCCCAACCGGAACACCAACAAAUGGACCCACGGUGACGUCGGUCACGACAACCCACAAUGGAUCAUACGUCCCCAGUACGAUCAGCGCUGCCAGUGGCAAGUCCGUUAAGCAAUUCCUUCGCCAGAAGUCGACCUCCCGAGGGCAACUGCUGAUGGGUCAAAAUUUGGGCACCUUAGGAACUGGCGGACCGGGCAGUGGACCCUCGGCGAGUUUCAUACAGAGCAAGAUGACGAUCGGUAGCAAGCAGACUGUUUCACAAGUCACACAGGCACUGCCCGGGAUGCCCGGGAGCUCCGUGCCGCUCACCGUAUCGCCUCACCUUCAGAAACCUUCCACACACGGGUCCCCGAACGCACCGAUCGCCAUUACGGCGCAGCAGAAGAGUUUACUUAAGAAGUCCAAUAGCUUCAUUGGAGGCCCAAGUAUGUUCCUCACCGGUGGUGGCGCAGGACAACCACCGACGGCCUCGGGAGGUACGAAUGGGUUGCUCAAGAUGCGCGCCGGAAAGCUGCUUCUGGUGCCCUCGUUUAGCAUAGACAACCUGAGCAAUAUCAGUGAAAUCGCUCCGGGUGAACAGGAUUGCUGCAAUGGGCACUCGAGCAGUAAUGGAAGCGCCGGAAAUAGUGGUAAAACAACCCCUACGAACGGACAUGCUCCAAUGGGGACGACUACGCCCAUCGCCCCGGAGGGAGUGGCGACCGCUUGUGCGAUGCUCGGAACGCGCUACAACUUGGGGAACCUUGUGUUUCUCGAUCUGUACGACAAUCAGAUCGAGAAGAUCUCCUGCCUGGACGGACUGAAGAGCCUUACCGUGCUGCUGCUGGGGAAAAACCGAAUAACUGACAUUGGGGGGCUCGUGUCACUGAAGAGCACACUCCGGGUGCUCGAUCUUCAUGGUAACAAAAUUAGCAACAUCACCGGCAAGAUCAACCAGCUGCAGGAGCUAAAGUCGCUUAACCUCGCCGGGAAUGCGCUGCGUCAGAUACAGAUGCAGGACUUCGCGGGGUUGUUCAGCCUGAAGGAGCUCAACCUGAAGCGCAACCGCAUCAAAAAGAUGGGUGGCUUCGACGACCUGCACAACCUCGAGCGACUCUGGCUGUGCCACAACGAUCUGCAGUGCGUCGAGGAUAUGUCGGCGAUCGCGAAAGCGAUCAACCUGAAGGAGGUGACGAUCGAAAACAAUCCCGUGUCGUUGGCCGGAGACUGUGUGUCGUUCUUGGUAAGCUACCUCCCCGGGUUGGUGUCACUCAGCCAGAUGCAAAUCACCGAGCAGGUGCGCCGGGCAGCGUCCGCUUGGCGCAAAAACAAGGAGCUUUCCGAUAGUAAGUACUCCAACCUGACGUCGGACGUGUGCCAGAGCAUCAGGCGGGAGGAAAUCAUCUCGAACGCACGCACCAACUGGGAGCUGCUCCGAUCGCAACAAUCCACGGUGAUCGCACGUGGUGCCCAACGGCUCGGAACCACCAAUGGGACGACGGGAAAGGACGGCCUGGAGUUGGAUAUUGCUGGAACCGUACCAUCGGAACAUGGCACACCACCGGCGGGUGGAAAACUAUCACGAAAGGUAAAUACCUCCGGCGUCGUAAACGGAGCAAGUCAAACAAACGGCAGCAGACCACCGAAAGCUACCAACGGGAGGAAAACGGCCACACGGAAACUGGUGCGAUCUUCAUCGCAGGACAAUUCCGGUUCGCAGCUUUCCGAGCAGGGUGGUGAGGAGUACUUCCGGCUACCACCGAUCCUUGCACCUUUUCUAGAUCAAUCCACGUCCACUAAGGCGGAGAGUGAAUGCACGCUGACGUCCGGGGUUGGGGCACAGGCCGACUCGAGCGUAUCGAGUGGUUUCAGUUCCGACAACGAGGAACAACUCAACCCAAAGGAUUUGGAUAAGGAGCUGGAAAAGGAAACAACUCUAGUGGCGUGUAGUGCAAGUUCGACGCCGGAAAAAGAACCUGAAACUCCCUCGUUUCCGGUGGUGGAGCUAACGGAGGAGGAACCGAUUACGAAAAACAUUGCAGUCUCCAGUCCAAGCGAAACUCCAGCAAAGGAACCAGCUCCGCCGAAUGUUGAAGAAUCGACGUUGAAGCUCCCCCCGCCAAUGCCCCCAGAUGACCGACCACCGGAGGUUCUCCCAGAAGUGGUCAACCUUGAAAAGCUGUCGACCCUUUCCACGAUCUCCACCAAGAGCGGAUCGGAAUCAGUGAUCACAAAUGCGUCCUCAAACUCUGACUCUACCGGAUCUACGACGGACUCGACGGGUAGCGGUCCGGGUAGUGGAACGAAUGGCAGCGGAGGACCGAUUGGAACCAGCGGAAGAUCGCACAAAGCAAAACUGAACGCGUCAAACAAGCGAUAUGGCACGGGAACAUUAGCCCGAACACAGACGGCCCGUAACGCGACGGUCAUGCCUGGGCACGUCACAAGCCUAGCGAAUUCAUCCAACCUUGCUAACUCCGGUGGUACAGGGAACCCUUCGACCUCGGGGGCCAAUUCCAACGGUGCAUACUCCGGGAUUCCGAGUAGCAACUACGGUCCACCGAUGCCUUCCGGUGGUGGAAAGUCGGGCAAGUCCGGUGAACGGGAACGAGAACAGGGUGGUGAUUACCUGAUAGAAAUCUGUGGCCGCUACCUGAACGUGUACGGGCUUGGGGCGCUCCGGUUCAUCGACAAGCAGUGGAACAUGCAAAAGGCGUGCGAUGUCCAUACGGUGAAGUUUAGCUACAUCAACUUCAACAGCAUCACGGCGAUCCUGUGCCGGAUCAAGGUGCGGUUUGUGAACGCGGAGAACUUUAUCUUCCGCGAGACCAACAUCACCUGCCUCGGGCAGAUAAACGCGCUCGCCGAAAGCCAAGGCAUCGCGUCGCUCACGAUCGAUCCGGAGGGUAACCCGCUGGCGACGAAACCGUGGCGUAGCUACGCCAUCUAUCGCCUCUCGCACUGGGGCCUGAAGCAGGUGAACGCCAUCGAGGUGACGGCGGAGGAGGUCCAGACCGCCGAGGCGACGUACGCCGGGCUGUCCGAUCUGGUGCUAUGGUCCCUCCCGGAGGGACUCCUGCAGCCACUUCUGCAGCGGUUGCGUCUCGAGGAAACGGCGCACGCUUCCAAGAUGACGGCCAAGGAGUGGCUGAUGCAGGCCGACCCAUCGCUCAAGAACAUCGUCGGCAAGGAGGCACUACAGUGGAAGAAGCACAGCACCACGCAGGACGACACGGUGAUGCGCGCCAAAGGGAAGGCCUACUUCGGCAAGAUGCUCGAGAACACGUGCAACGCGGUCGAGAAGCUGCAACGGCUCGAAACGAUGUGGCCCUCGUUGCUGCUGGAAAUGAUCCGCAACACGCUGAUCGACUACUCGCAGAUCGACGUCUACGUCAAGGGGAUGCUGGUGGAGUUACUGAAAUAA